AUGAAACAUGGCUGCCCUGCACCUGCGAGCCUCGCGUGCCCAUCAGCCAUGGGAGCUAGCGUGUGCUGGUGGCUGUCGUGUUUACUUGCACUCCGACUUACGACCGGUGCAGCAGAGAGGUGCAGCGAACUUCGCGACAUGAUAUUCUGUCAGUCUGAACAGUAUUUUCCUCGUGGACUUGAGCCCACUGUGCUGAACUUCAGCGUGCAUGUGGAUUUCUUCCCGGCGAUUUUCAUCGCUGACCUGUCUGUGUACACCAAGCUGAUUGAGGGCGCCGACAAGUGGAACAACGCGAACCCGAAGAGCCCGAAGGACCUGCCAAUUCACGCCAACGUCCUUGUCGCGGAGUCUUUCUUGAGUUUCGGUAUGCAGCGUAACACGUUGCGGGGCAAGCUUGUCUGCAACUUUCACGACCCAGUGGGUGAGAUCAUAGUCAUCCCGCAAACUUCUGUACAGCCUAAAACCUACCGGCUGUCGGCAACACUUGUGGCCAGGCGGAUUAACCCUAUCAGUGCAGCGGUUGUGCAAAAGUCCAGGCUGAAUGCGAACAGACCGGGUGUUGUGGUCUUCGACAUCACGGAAGAGAUGGCAGCGAGCGGGGAGCAGUCCCUUGAGAUCCGAACGAAGGAUUCCCCAAACGAAAGCAUUGAGGUUUUUGUGUUUCCAGCUGCCGGCAACGGAUGUAUUGAUUUGGAAAUUCGCAACCAGUCCAUAUCCAAGUGUGUAAGCGUGCAGCAGCUUGCCAAUUGCCUGUCCUCCCAAAAGAUAUCUGAUAUCGUAUCGGAUAGCAUGCCCAGAUCAAUGCGACUGACCGUCACGAGCGAGGGCCGGGUUGUCCUGAGCCGCUGGUCUGCUUUGCCGCUGUCACAGGGCCUUUGGUUCGUGCUAUUGAUGCCGCACCACUCCGUAGACGGCUUUGUCAAUUAUGAGCUGUCGAUGAGUGGGGCACGGCCCCGGCCGUCGCUGGCCCUUUGUGCUUUGGCCAUGUGCGGCAUACCUUUGGUCGUUAUCUUGGCCUUUCAGGCGGUUGACCUGUUUCUGAAGCGAACUUGGCAUGCCCGGCGAGGAUCCCCUUGUGCACGACGCCCCGUGACUGCUAUUCGGUUUCUCAGAGAGUGGUGCUUGCUGGAUGCUGACUUUCGCCUCUUCCUUUGGCAGAUGGCUGACCAGGGUGUCAGGCACGGGUCGCAUGCUGCAGUUAUUUGCCUAGCAUCCGGUUGCUUCUUUCUUGCUGCCAUUCAGAUGGCCAUGGGCUUAUGGGCUGGACAGCAGCGAGCCGGCUCGCUGGACAUCUGUCGAUACAACUUUGAAUGUUAUGUGCCGUUCGGCCUCGACCUGCCUUUCAACAACAUGCUAUCUCACAUUCCUUACUUGAUCAGUGGGAUCCUCUCCAUUAUCAUCGUCACGCACACAGACUACAACUUGACACUUCAAUCUGAAAUCGAGGGCGAACCCAGACCACCUGACCUCCGAUUGUUUUACGCGUUGUCGUGGUGCCUGUUGCUGGAAGGCUUCGGCAGUUCCUGCUACCACCUCUGCCCUACCUCAUAUCAAUUUCAGUUCGACUCUGCAAUGAUGUUUGUCAUCGCACUUCUGUCCACGGUCUGCCUGCUGGAUGGCGACGAAAGUACCGAAAGCGACCAAGGCAGCGGUAGCAUCGGUAGUAGUAGGGUAGACCGGAUGGAUUCUGGAAGGUAUUCCUCAAAUGCCUCCAAGAGCCUCUUCACACCCGUAGUGCUGAUGCUGCUGAUCACAGUGCCAAUGUGGACCAUCAGCUUUGUGGGUACUUGGUUCGAUUUCGUGGUGCCGGUGUCAGCUCAAGGCGCACUCUCCUACAACGUCUACUGCGCAGCCGUUCUGCUUUGGUUCGUCUUCAUUCUCUUGAAGGUGCAACGUGUAUUCCCCAAUUUCGCAGAGUCUGGCUACAGCUGCAGUGGACACAGCAAAGCCCUGGCAGCUACUCGCGUGCUGACGUGGGUUCUGGUCGCUGUGAUUCUGUUUCUUCCCAAUGUCCGGAUCCAGUUUGGAGGCAUGUCUAAUGUUCUUUUAUUCCUUUCCCUUUUAGUCAUGAUUCUGGCCAUUGCGAGACAGAUGGUCAAGCGUGACAGAAGUCGGCGAGACAGCCUUUCCAUUGACGAUGCGGUGCGGUGGUUGAGCAAAUUUGGGCUGCUGUUCUUGUUUUUGUUGACAAGCUUUGUGGCGCUCCACUUCUUUAACACAACCAUGACGGAUGUACUGGCCUCGGCAGCUGAGAGCCGAACCUUGAAUCAAGACUGCAUCUUCUUGGGUACCUUUGACACCCACGAUGUCUGGCACAUGGCGUCGGCCAUUUCGCUGGCCCUGUGGGUUCUGGUCUUUCCUCAGGAUGUCUCCUGGCAUGCUUGGCCGGCAAGCGAAGCGGCGCUCCAGGCGUCUGCUCAAAGUGGCCGGCUGCUGCUGACAGAUGUGGAUCGGCUGGAAGCCCAAAGAGGCCGUGGGCCCACGUCGGCGGACAGCAGCAGGUCGAGCUCAGAAUCGCCCUCCUCCUUAGCCUCCUUUCAUGGCUUUGGGGGCUCCUUGGUGCUGACUCUUGGCUACGUUACAUCAGUUUCGCUCACGACACCUUUCGCAGUUGAUGCUUCUUUCGCGCAGCUCUCGCCGCAGGACUUGGCGUCCCUUCAAAUGCAGGUCGCCCAAGCCGAGUCGUCUUCAAGGAAGCCCAUGGAGCGACUGCUUGGAAGCAUCCAAAAAGCCAUGGAGGCGCGGAUGGAGAAGGCCACGGCAGAGAUCGAGGCCUUGAUGCAGAGCUCUGGAAACAUCGAUGACAAUAUUCGGGAGUGCUUGAUGCGCCAGGACAGCGUCCUUCCGAUCAUGGCCGUCUUGCAGAUGAACAUAGGGCGUGCCCAGAAAGCUGGCAACGAGCAACUGGAAAAGGCCCUUACAUAUUUGUACAAUGUCAUGAACCGGGAAAUCGAGGCGAAGGUGCCUAUGGAAAAUCGCGUGCUUAGCCGCUGUCUCAGCACGGAGGACUCAGACGCUCGCCGGGAGCUGCUUGCAGCAUAUUUCUCGGAGAAGAGUGGGGAGGAAGAAGCGGCUAAGCGGCCCAAGUCGACGGCCAAUGCAAUUGUGGGUCUGGUCUCCGAGGCGACUGCUCAGGCAGGGCAACCGGGCCUGGACCUGGCAAGUGCGCUGCAGCGAAUCCGGGGAGUGGCACUCGAUGUUGGGGUGGUCCUUGGAGACGUCUUUGACGAAAAGGUGCAGGAGCAGUUUAUGGAGGAUAUUCAGCCCCUCUUCGAUGCGCUUGCUGCAGAGAGCCCAUCUCAGUCCAAGCUCGACUCGGUCGCCAGGGUUGCCCUUGCCUUCAGAGAUCGGGGCUUCUUUGAAGCAGCCGAGGUGACUUUAUCAUUUCGGUGCGGUGCGCAGGCGGCUUUCGGGCCCAUAUCGCAUGUCAUGGAGGUCAUCCAAAGUCUAUCCGAGUCUAUCCUUUGCCUCUGGCUGGGCCUGUUUGGAAGCAAAAGCACGCCGAGCUUCAGGUAG
Molecule: messenger RNA, 3516 nt
Organism: Symbiodinium natans
Lineage: Eukaryota; Dinophyceae; Suessiales; Symbiodiniaceae
Source: the annotation of a GenBank genome assembly